Molecule: messenger RNA, 6541 nt
Organism: Haliotis rubra (blacklip abalone)
Lineage: Eukaryota; Metazoa; Mollusca; Gastropoda; Lepetellida; Haliotidae
Product: transmembrane protein 87A-like
Exons: 21
Coding region: 8-1804 (598 amino acids)
Biological process (GO): retrograde transport, endosome to Golgi
Cellular component (GO): membrane; Golgi apparatus
Source: RefSeq, a predicted model, not a curated record
UGCGGUAAUGAAAAAUACAAGUUGUCCAAGCAAGAUGGCGACUUGUCUUCACCUAUGUUAUUUGUUGGGACUAUUUACAACUGUGGUCGGACUACCAGAGCUUGGUGUUUGGACGGUUCAGUAUGACCAGGAUAACAUCAUUCAUGGAUUUACCAAGAGUGCCUUUACGAAAACAAAGAUAUCACUUUCAAUAUCUUGCAGUAAUGCCGAAGAUGUUGAAGUAAGAUGGCUGAUACGAUACUCUCCAUGUGCCCAAGAGUAUGAUGGGGUUGAAGCUGAUAAGGAUCGCCUAUCGAGCUACUUGUUUGCCCCGUAUAUCCAGUAUGUCGUGGAAUUUGACUAUGCUUCCAUUGAAAUGUUGGCCAACAGCACCCGGAUCGACUGUAGCGACGGUCAAGUCAAUCUACCGGAUUACUCUCAUCUCGAGCCAAAGAUAGUCCCAACUAUUAAAGUGUCACAGCCUGGGUCGACCAAAGAAGCAACUACAGCAGCAUCAGCAACGGCAGCACCUGCAGCAACAGCAGCACCAACAGCAGCACCACCAAACCCAGCAACAAGACGGCGUCGAGCUGCUGUCACAGACACGAAUACAACAGCCCCUGUCGCCCCAGUAACUCAACACCCAUCGGAUGAGAUUGACCACCAUGUGUUUACGCAGUUGUGGAAAGAUGGCUACUAUGUCUUUGUGCUGCAGCUGCGACCCCUUCCCAUUAAUGCUUCCAAGGAUUUCAAAGCUGAAGUGACUGUACGAAUGCCUGGUCCUCAUGGCUACAUCUCGGCAGUCGAGUACCCGCUGGAAAUUUUCUACGGCAUCAUGGGCCUUGUGUACAUUGUGUAUGGCCUUGUCUGGCUGGGGCUGCUCGCCUGCAAUUGGCUCGAUCUGCUUCGGGUACAGUUCUGGAUCGAGGGUGUCAUUGUUUUAGGCAUGUUGGAGAAAGCUGUCUUCUUCGCAGAGUAUGAGAGCAUAGCCAAGAGUGGGCUGUCAGUUACUGGAGCUGUCAUUGUUGCUGAGCUUGUGUCGUCCAUGAAGAGAGCACUGGCCAGGAUGUUGGUUAUCGUCGUCAGCCUUGGUUUUGGCAUUGUCAAACCACGCCUGGGGGAGACUUUCCACAAGGUAUUGUGUGUGGGCGUCAUGUACUUCACCCUGGGCUCCAUCGAAGGAUGCAUGAGAGCUCUGAAGGCUAAGAGCGACCAGUCCAAUGAGUUGAUGCUGGCAGCUGUACCACUAGCUGUGUUAGAUGCGGUCAUCUGUUGGUGGAUUUUCUCCAGUCUUGUCCAGACAACUAGGACGCUGAGACUGAGGCGGAACAUUGUGAAACUCUCUCUCUACAGACACUUCACAAACACCCUCAUAUUCGCUGUGCUAGCCUCUAUUGCCUACAUGAUCUGGUCCAUCACACAGCACAAGAUGAAGGCUUGCAUCACGGACUGGCGUGAGCUGUGGGUGGACGAGGCAUUCUGGCACCUGCUCUUUUCUGUGCUGCUUCUGAUCAUUAUGAUCCUGUGGAGGCCCACAGCCAACAACCAGAGGUAUGCCUUCUCCCCACUGUUGGACGCUGCUGAGGAUGAAGUAGACGAUGACACUGUUAUGAAUGAUGCUUUCGACGGAAUGAAGAUGAGGUCCAAGACCUAUUCGAAUGGAUCCCCCAAGCAGAAGGACACCAGGUCCAAAUCAGUGGAUGAUGACCUAAGAUGGGUUGAGGAAAACAUCCCAUCAUCACUGUCUGACAAAGCCUUACCAAGCCUUCUGGACUCGGAUGAAGAGCUGCAGAACACCCACUUUGAGAUUUCCAAGAUGGAGUAGAGGGUUAUCUAACCUUUUAAGUGUGAAUUACACCAAUCCUUGCAAGACAUCAACUGUACAUACUAUAACACUUCCAGUUUGUCAAUCAUCUUCUUCAGGGGUUUGGGACGUGGCUGAAGUGAGGAUUUAUGCAGCAAGUUUGCAAUAGGGCUUUAAGCAUUACAUUACACCAUACUGAAUGUCGGUAAUCUUGGCCAGGGUAAGAAUGAUAGGCUAGUUUGAGCUGCAGAUCUAUUACCAUGUGUUAAGUUGUACAUGACAAUAGGGCAUUACAGCCACAUCCUUAGAUGCUUACGUUCACACUUCUGAAGUAGAUCUUUGGCAAAACUUCAGUCAGUGAUGGAAGACAAAUAACAGCAUUCAGUCACUACAACUUAAUAUUUAUUGAGUGUCUGUUAUUGUUUACACGGCAUAUACACUGUGUUAUAAAACUUGCCCUGAUCAUCUGCACUGUCAGCAGUUUUGACCAUGCUUGUCAGUUUCAUCAGAAUGGCCUGUGGUACAGUUGGUGUCUCCCCAGACUACCCUGUAACCUCAUAUACUGUCAUCUCUCUAUGGUAACAUGCUCAUAGGAAUAGCUUUUUAAGAUGACACAAGUAUUUCAAAGUGUUGAAGAUAUUGUUUUUCAGUGAGAUCAGCAAACCUGCCCAGUACAAUGGUUAACAUCCAGAUGUCCAGGGUCCGUACAGGUGUACCAUCUAAUAGUUUAAGUACCAUCUUGUAUUGAUUGUACCAUCUAAUAGUUGAUGUACCAUCUUGUAUUGAUUGUACCAUCUAAUAGUUGAUGUACCAUCUUGUAUUGGAUGUACCAUCUAAUUGUUGAUGUACCAUCUUGUAUUGAUUGUACCAUCUAAUAGUUGAUGUACCAUCUUGUAUUGAUUGUACCAUCUAAUAGUUCAUGUACCAAUCUUGUAUUGGAUGCACUGUCAUAAUAAUGGAUAUCUGUAAACACAAAUAGGUUAUGGUGUUGUAGUAUUUAUGAUGGGAAUAAAGGGUACCUGAUACAACAGUGCUCUCUGAACAUGUGCAGGUACCUGAUACAACAGUGCUCUCUGAACAUGUGAUAUAUACAUGUUAGAUUUUAAGAGCCCUCGUAGAAUUUUAUGCGCUCAAAAUACAAUCACCAGGGACCAAAGGUAAUGCCGAAUUACUGAACAGCUGUUCUGUACUGUAGCCAUUAUGGUCUAUAUAUUGAUUGCGUUGCAUGUUUGUCUGAAUCAGAUUGGCUAAACUGUGGGUGAAUGUACUCGAUCUUGGUCUAAUGUGGAGCCAUUCAUUGAAUGGGUCUCCUUGAUGGGAGUGAGUUUUUGUUGCCUCCAAAUUUCAGCGGGACAAAUACUCUUGGUAUGCAGUUAAUUAAUUGGUCUGUGAAAUAUAACUGAUUUGGUUACAGGGGAAUGUAUGUAAUUCUAAUCCAAAUGCCAUUAAUGAUGUAUAAUUGCUUGAAGUAAUCCGUACAAUCGAUAUCCAUGUUGAAACAGAUGAAUGGUGCUUGGUGUAAGAGGUUGUAGUCCACUUGCUCUGUUGUCAGCUGUGUAACGUGUGGGAUAUGUAGUGGUUGUAUGUCUGUGUGGGAGUCCUGUCAGUGUAAAGUAGCUCAAAGAUGUAAAGCAGUACUUCAACCUGUCCAUUAUGUCAGCAUACCUGUUCCAGUUUCCCCACAGCAGGUGCUUUCAGGCAUUUGACACAGAGAUGUAAACAAUAUUUAAAUGCUCACUUUGUAUUGGGAUGUUUUCCAUGUUCUAAAUCUGUUCAAAUUCUUGAGUCAGUUGCCUAGGUUUCUUUUUGAAGGUUGUUCGUAAUAUAUAACAUAUAUAUGUUUAAAUUGUUUUAUAUCUGUCGUUUAAUUCACAUUAGCAUAUAUAUUUUAUAAUGGUGUGUCCUACCAUUUAUAUUGCCAUGUUUGAGGCAGUUUUCUGGUGAUAAGGUUUCCCACAAGGAGGAACAGGAUUUAAAAGUAUAGUCAACUUAUUUUUGACAAAAGACUUAUCCAUAACCUGUUAAUUAUUUGAUUUCCAUCCCUGCCCAUGUUACUACUAUUUUUUUCCCAAGUGUCUACAGGCAAAGAAAAUAUAUUUAUUUCAAACACAAUGUUCAAGCCAUGUACAUGGUGUAGAUUAAAUAUCGCAUGAAUGUUUUGUCAAUUGAAAUAAGAUCAGAUCUUAUUUAGUCUCGAAGUAGUGAGAACUGCGAUCUUGUUUUAAUGACAGUGAUGUUUGGUAGGACUAGCGUGUAUUUCAUCUAAGUAGCAAACAUAAACAAUAAGAUGUCACCUGUUUCACAGAUUUCACAACAGUGAAAGAGGAUAUAUUAAUGAAUCUCUUGUGGCCAGACUUGUCAUCUGCUAAAACUUUCGUGAAAAUCACAUUCAACAUAAAACCUAUAACAUGAUUUUCCUUGUAAGAAGAACCAAAGAGGCCAAACAUUUUGAAAUCUGAUUAUCGAGUUCAUCAGUGCGACUCCGAAUGAAGCAGCAUUAUCAUGUGGCUUGUGUAGUUGGUGAAUAUGAUAUACUAUUGAAAAUAUAUUGGACAAUAAAUCCUACCAAAUAUUAUUCCUGUCCUGUUAAACUUGUGCCCAAUUUUAGAAGUCUGUUCCAUAAUGUUUAUGUUGUACAUAACUUCUUAUUUUGCCUUCUUCAUUAUUUCUCUUUGUUUGAUGUGUGUAUAUAUGUUUAUUAUGCUGCGGAAACUAGAAACAGCUGAUCCAGCAGGAUGACACGCCCCUGCUGAUGUGGGGCAGGAUGACACGCCCCUGCUGAUGUGGUGCAGGAUGACACGCCCCUGCUGAUGUGGGGCAGGGUGACACGCCCCUGCUGAUGUGGGGCAGGGUGACACGCCCCUACUGAUGUGGGGCAGGAAAUGCUUUUACACCUGCUUUACCAACAUUAGAAGGGCAUGGCAAGCCCACUGGUCUUUUGAUUGUAAUUGUGUUGUUGUCUUUGAAUUAUGAUGUUUUGUACAAUAUUUGUGAAACUACUGGUACUCAUACCACUGGCUUUCAUAUAUCCUUCUUCCACCUGAUGUAUUUGUCAUGGAGAUGGCCUCUACACGUCAUAUGGUUUGGGUACUUGCGUACUAUUUUUUCAAUUGAAUAUCACCUGGGAAUUAAUAUUCAGUUAUAUCAUGAAGCAGAAUUAUAUAUUUGAUGUACACUGCAGUAAGUCUCAGUGUCUGGAUCUGUCAGUUUGACAUUGCAAAUACUUGAACCUUGACCUACAUGGUUUUUUUCCAAAACACUUUGUUUUUAGUUUGUUCAUUCAUUUCAAAUUGUACAAUGCAUUGGUAACUGGAGAAGUGUGACAUGACAUUAAGUGUUACACUGGUGCGUUGAGGACUGUAUAUAUAUACAUGUACCAGUAUAUAUAGGAGGCCGUCGGAGAGAUUCCCUCUAGUCCUAUGUGUCUUGUCUUUGUUGGGUUGUGUAAAUAUGUACAGUGUGCACCACACCUCCAGCUGAUUGGAUUGUCUGUAUCAUAAUGUUGUGUUCAGUAAGCAGCGGUGACCAUGUGGUCAUCGUGUGAUGGGAUGAUCUGCCAACAUAGGUAGUGGGUGGAGCCCGGCAUAUGGCCGGAAGAAUGCCGUGCUUGGCUGCUCUCAAUCACUCACUCGUGCUCACGCUCUGCUUUCAGCUUCAUGUGUAACCAAAUAAGUUAAAGCCAUGCUUUGCAAUCAUUCCUUGGUUUUGGUUGUUAAAAUAUGAGUACACUUUGCUUUGCAAUUAUUGCCUUCAAUAUAUUGAACACUUCAUUGAUAAAUCAACCCAGUAAACCAUGCUUACUGCGGGGGUUUGACAACAGCAGUAUAUAUGAGCAAGGGCAUGGUGUGUUACAGUAUAUACAACUUGCCAAACUUUGUAUGCUUUGGGAUUAUGUGAUUUGUGAACGGAUAUUGUUUAAGUGAUAAUUAUCACUGCUAAAUUUUGUUGGUCAGCUCGACAUAUCAGAAUUUGAACCCAAUACUCCAUUUUGGUGUCUGUAUAUUUGUUUCAUUGUGUGACCAUGCAUAAUAUAUUGUAUACCUGAUCUGUGGGAUGUAUGUAUGUGACGAAGGGCUGCAGUACAACACGUGCAGCCAGGAGACCAGUUACUCCAUCUACAACUAUCUGUAUAAUAUUGUGUGAGCCAGGUGUGUAUGUAAUUCUGGUUCUUAUAAUCAAAUUGCUGCUCUCUGUUGCUGUGAAUGUUGAAUAACAGGCGUAUCCACACAGGUUCCACAAAAUGUAACUGAAUUUGUUCAUUUGUGGGGUACGUCAGCAUGUAAUUUGCUGUUUGUUGAACAUCCACAAAUGUAGUGUGCUGUUUGUUGAAAAUCCACAGAUUCUUUUACAGCGGGAUGAUAUAUCUAAUACAGAUGUGUUUAUUUAAUGUUUGAUAAAAGAUAUGUAAGAUUUGCAAUGGACAAUAUGUGUUUCUUUCUUCUAUUAGGUCAUGUCACUUAAUAUUUAACUUUAAGAUGACAUUCUGGAAGGCAGAACUAUAUUUUGCUUUGGUGGUGUAUUGAUGUUACUAACUUUUGAAGGUUAAAAUAUGUUUACGUUUUCUGCAUCUGAAAGUUUGUGACAUUAGUCAGAAUCAGUUUCUCUCUAAAACAGUGAAAGUAGAUCAGAAUGUAAAGGGGUAUUCUGACUUUCACAGUCACAAAUAGGUUUUCACUUCUUGUAGAUACUUCCAGUUUCUUCUCGGCUUUGUUUUAUCAGUAAAUUGACAGUUGUAGCUUAUUUUUUUAAUUAUAAUUU